Molecule: messenger RNA, 949 nt
Organism: Aspergillus neoniger CBS 115656
Lineage: Eukaryota; Fungi; Ascomycota; Eurotiomycetes; Eurotiales; Aspergillaceae
Product: amidohydrolase family protein
Exons: 3
Coding region: 17-949 (310 amino acids)
Molecular function (GO): hydrolase activity
Source: RefSeq, a predicted model, not a curated record
GUUUUUUCUCGUCAGCAUGACAAUCGUCAAGGCUAAAGCCGGGCUAACAGUCCCGAAAUAUGCUUGGGACUCUCAUAUUCAUAUCAUCGAAUCCGACAAGUUCCCCCUCAGUCCUGACAGAGACUACACCCCCAAAGCUGCGACUCGCGAGCAGGCCCUGGCAUUUGAACGCCCCGUCGGCAUUCAGCAUGCCGUCAUUGUCUUACCCAGCGUAUAUGGAACUAAUAACAGCGUCCUUAUCGACGCCCUACGCUCCACCAACGGUACUUAUCGCGGCGUCUGCGUCUUAGACCUCUCGGCGGAAAUCGAUAACACUACCCUUCAAACAUUUCACGACGCCGACGUCCGCGGAAUCCGCAUUAACUAUGGUAACGAAGGGACAGACGCACAGAUUACCGCAGAUACCAUUCGCGCGGCGUCGAUCGCGCGAAUUCACAACUGGAUCCUGCAGUUAUGGGUCCCUGUCGCCUCCUUCAAGUCCCUUCACCCUAUAAUUCCAACCCUGGGGGUACGCGUCGUAGCGGACCACUAUGCUCACGCGAUGACAGCUUCCCGUACGGGCAAUCUACAAAAUGCGAUCGAUCCCUUCAGCAUCCCCGGGUUCCGAGAUGUGGUGGACCUAAUGCGACGAAACCACCUUUUCGUUAAGAUCUCGGCGCCGUACCAGAACUCCCGGGACGAGCCGCUGUAUGGUGAUCUGCGGGUAAUCGCGGAGACACUUAUGCUGCAUGGACCCGACAUGGUGGUUUUUGGCAGCGACUGGCCGCAUACGGCGAGUAAGGAGGGGAAUGGGGCUGGAGGGAGAUUGGUUGAGCAGGACUUUAGGGACGUCGACGAUCAGGCUAUUCUGCAACAGACGCUUGAGUGGGCCGGAACGCAGGCGCAGGUGAGGAGGUUGUUUGUGGAUAACCCAAGAAGGUUAUGGGGGUGGACCAACACGGAGUCGUGA